AUGUGGUCAAGUCUGAAAAAUGAAAAUGAUCAAUUAAAAUCUCAACUCAAUGAAAUGAAUGCAUUUUGGGAAGAAAAACAAAAAAAACUGGAAAAUCAUUGUCGAUUGCUUUCAGCUAGACUUAAAUACAUAAAAUCAAAACACAAUUCAUCUCAACAUCACAAAAUAUCAUGGUUGAAAUCAUCAUUGAAUAUACUUGUUCCCAGAAAAAUGUCAAAAUAUAAUUCAAGACGAAAAUUGAAUUGGAAUUAUGAAGCUACUGAUAAAAUUCAUGAGGAUUUCAGUAAUCCGAGUGAAUGUAAUCGAUGUCAAGAUAUGUGUAGUCCUGACAAAAAUGAUCAUCAAACUACUACAUCGAAUUAUGAUGAUAAUCAGUCCGAUAAUACAAGUUCUAAACUAGAUGUAAAACAAAAUUUAAAUAGUGCGCCAAAAUUGAAAUUGAUCAAUGAUUAUAAAAUGAGUUUAAUAAAAUCAAGAAAGCAUGCUAUUCAAUUACUCAAAGCAAAAAAUCCAAUCCCCAAUUUAUCAGAAAUUCAAUGUUCUUAUGAAUUAUUAAAUCAACGUAAUCAUUCUUUAAUACAACAGGUAAUGCGAAAAUUGAAAAUACAAGCAGAACAAUCAAAUCAAGAAUUGAAUAAUUCCGUCAAAUUAUUGAAAAAUAUGUUACAUAGAAGUCGUAAACAAAAUAUUCGACUUAAACGUAUCAUUGAGAGUGUUAAAACACAUUUAAUCAAACUACACGAUACAAUCAAACAAUUCCACAUGGAAAAUGAUCAAAUCACAUCCGAACAUCGAUCGGAAAAUAAUUUGUCAUUAUCAACAUUAGAAAAGAUGAAUUGUAAAAAAUUCAUUAAAGAAAUCUCUCAUAAUAUUAGUCAUCAACUUCAAGAAUUAAUCAAUCAUAAACGAAUUGAACAUUUAAAUAUGAAGAAUAGAAUUGUUACACUUGAAAAUGAAACCAAACGUCGACGUCAUUGUAUUGAAGAACUAAAAAUACGACUUCAAUGUGUUCUUACUAAACAAAAAGAUCUUCAAAAUGAUUUAUUAACUAAAGAAAAACUUACUGAAAAUUUGAAAUUCACUGAAAUUCAUUUACAACAAACUAUUAAAAGUCAACGUGUUCAAUUAAACAUUUUAAUUAAUGAAAAAAAACAAAUUACACAAAAUUUUUAUCAUUUAAAACAAACUCAUCAUCAUUUAAUUGAUGAAUUAAAUGAAUUAAAAGUGAAUUAUUUAAAUUUACAAAAAUUUAAAAAUGAUGAGAUUAUGACAAAUAGAUCAGAGAAUACAAUGAAACAAACUAAAAAGUUUAAUCGAAUUUGUGCUAAUGAUAAAAGUGAACAUUUAGAAAAAUUUAUCUUAAUAUUGGCAAAUGAAUUAAUGAAAACCAUGAAAGCUAUUUAUCAAUUAUGUAACAAUUCUUCCAUGUGUACAACACCGGUCAAUGAGAAAAAUCAAUUAUCUAUUAAAUCAAAGCCUACUACAAUAAGCCAAACUAGUUUACAAUUAGCUAAAAUGAAAGCAGCUGAAAUUCUCUGCUUAUCAUUAGAUGAUUUAGAGAAGUUAACAUUUCUAGAUGAAGUGGACGCUGAAAAUGUUAUUGAUCAUGAUAAUGAUCAACAUGUCAAUACAUCGAGAAGUAGAAAUCCAUGCAAUUCAUUCAAUGAAACAUUGUCUAAGACAAUGAUUGUUGCUUAUUUAGACAAUUUAUCAAAAUGGCCAAUUUAUUGUGAAAAAUUAUUAAAAGAUUUUCCUUUUUCAAAGAAGUUAACAGAUGAAUUCACAGAGAAAUUUAACAAUUUAAUUGAUAUUGUUUCAUUCUUCUUUCUAACUGAACGAAGUACUGUCAGAGAAUUAUAA
Messenger RNA from Schistosoma turkestanicum, 1860 nucleotides. The record is from the annotation of a GenBank genome assembly. NCBI's taxonomy places the organism in Eukaryota, Metazoa, Platyhelminthes, Trematoda, Strigeidida, Schistosomatidae.